Messenger RNA from Rhagoletis zephyria (snowberry fruit fly), 7871 nucleotides. It is a transcript of the gene crol, whose product is annotated as crooked legs. Gene Ontology annotation, biological process: regulation of transcription by RNA polymerase II. Gene Ontology annotation, molecular function: RNA polymerase II cis-regulatory region sequence-specific DNA binding; DNA-binding transcription factor activity. NCBI's taxonomy places the organism in Eukaryota, Metazoa, Arthropoda, Insecta, Diptera, Tephritidae. The record is from RefSeq and is a predicted model, not a curated record.
AGCGCUGACUGUGGUGGUGGCGGCAGCAGCGGUAAUGGCAGCAAUAGCAAUGAGUUCUCUUCACUUCUCUCCACCUCAUUCGGUUCAGUUGAGUUCAGUCUACGCACCUUAGCUCGUCGUCUCACCUCCGCCGACGUAUUUCGUUCUAUUCAAAUUUUUUCUUCCUUGUUUUAGCUUGCUGCUAAAGUUCUUCCCCUCUAUAUCAAGUUAAUUCAAAAAUUGUUCUUCAAUGGCGUCCCAUUAAGAAACAUAUUUAAAAAAGUGUAAAGUUCCAAAAGAAUAUGUUAGAAUUUGCCAAAUUCAUUUUACAUAUUAACAUUUUAUGUACAUACAUAUGUACAUGUAUAAAAUAUUUGGUGAAAAAAUACAUGAGAAGACAAUAUGUUUGCUAAUUCUAAUGCGAAUACAUAUAUAGUGUAAAGUGCAACAUUUGGGUAUGAGAAAAGGAAUUUUCAAAAUUAAGUGACCGUAUUCAACAUGGAAUGUGAGAUUAUUACAAUUCUUUUUAAGUGAAGCGCAUAAAUAAUCAAAAUUAUUUACACAAGUACAUAUGUAUGCAUAUACAUAGAUGUAAGAAAAUUAAAAUGUACUGAGAAUACGACUUAUUAACAUCAUCGUGUCAUUCUGUUCUCCUCCGAUUGUAACUUUAGCGGAUUCUUCUUUUAUUCAUAUUAGAAUACUCCUAAAAAGUGAAUCCAUUGAAAAAUAAGAGAUCAAUGAAAGUGCUGUGCACUUGAAAAUUCUAUUGAAGAUGCUCGCCAUGCAGAACUGGAUUGGGUGGAGUUUAGAAAAUGAAUAGUGAACAUGCAACAUCAAAAGCAACUCCUGGUGAGUCAGCAAAAGCCACAAUUACUGUAGCAACGGCCAAUGAGUUGAAUCGACAAUAUCAGCAACAUCAGCAACAGCAACAGCAGCAGCGAAAUUCAUCACAGCAGCAUAUUAACGAUUCGCAACAUUUGCAGCAUUUGCAAUUGCAACAACAGCAAUCGCAAAAUCAUCAUCUAAACGAGCUACAACCACAACAGAUACGAAGACAGCCGCAAGCAGCACAACAGUUGCAUCAGCAGCAGCAGAGGGAUUCCAUGUCUGCAAAUUCUAGUGCGGGUGGCCUUGGUGGUCUUCGCGGCGGCCGCCUAGACGUCUCAGGAAAUGUCACAGCCACAGUUGUUGGUAGCGCCGCGAGUGGAGGUAGCGUAGGUGUAGCCGGAAAUACCUUGUUACCGCUUACAGUCCCUGGACAGCAUCAGCCCGUUUCCAUAGCUACUGUGCCGGCAGCGGCAGUCCUUGCUGCAUCAAUGGGAGUUGGUACAGCAUCCACAUUGGCUUCAACUACUCCUGUAAGUGUUGGUGGUCUAAGCGUGAGUGUCACGAAUGCUACCGCGGUCACUACGGGCAAUGGUGUCGACCCAAAAUUAGCGCAAUCGGUAUUGCCACAGCAACAACAUCAGCAGCAGCAAAUGGUAUUAAGCUCAACUGAUGCCACUUUAGCCACGACAGCAUCCACUACAACUGCACUAUUACCAAAUUCACCAAACUUGAGCAAAUACUGGGUAGUUUCGAAUGGUCAAGCGCUUCCCUAUAAUAUUUUGCCGAACGGUACAAUAAUCACACCGCACCAGCGACAACCAAUCACUGAGCAACAUACACAACAAGCUCAGCAGCAGCAGCAGCAACAACAACAACAGCAAGCAAAUGCGUUACAAGUACACGCUGCAAUAAAUGCCAAUGAUGACAAUCGGCAGCAACAGCAGCAUGUUCCACAGCAACAACAUGUAGCCACCGGCGUGCAGCAACCCCAACAGCCUCAACAACAGCAGCAGCAACAACAGUUACUGCAACGAGAAAAUAUAAAAGAGGAGAAACCCUUUUUAGAUAACGGAAAGUUAAAUCAAUCAAUUGUUAUGCAACACGUAAGCGCUUCGGCGUCGUCCGCGUCGACGACGAGCGGUGCCACCACUAUUACUUUGGGUGCACCGAAAACCGAAGUAAAAGAGGACGUUGGAAUGGGCAAACCGCCGCCGGGCAUUGAAAUGUAUAAAGUUAACAUUGAGGAUAUCUCGCAGCUUUUCACCUACCACGAAGUGUUUGGUAAAAUUCAUGGUGACGUAAUGAAUCAGCAGUUGGCUGCACACGCAGUACCCAACGCUGCUCAGCCACCACCACACGGCAAUGCAAGCAAUAAUGCUGCUGUUGCUGCCGUAGUUGCCAGUGCUAAUGCUGCUGCUGCAGCAGCAGCGGCGGCUGCGGCUGCCGCAAAUACAACAAGUGGUGUGGUGGCACCCACAACAACGACCAAUCUAACGACGGCAAUCAGCACAAGUGGUACAACGACUGCACCAGCCACCGCUGUAACAGCAACACCCACGGUGACCGGUGAACUGCUGAUGCCAAAAAUGGAGGGCGGUCUGCCGGUUGUGGAUCAGGCGACAACAAUCACACUCGCACCUGAUGGCACACCAAUCGCUACAGGCACGCAUGUUUGCGAUAUUUGCGGCAAAAUAUUUCAAUUUCGCUAUCAAUUGAUUGUACAUCGACGCUAUCACAGUGAACGUAAACCAUUCAAUUGUCAGGUGUGUGGGCAGGGCUUCACUACCUCACAGGAUUUAACGCGCCACGGUAAGAUACACAUCGGUGGACCAAUGUUCACAUGCAUCGUUUGUUUUAAUGUAUUCGCCAACAAUGCCAGUCUGGAGCGGCAUAUGAAACGACAUUCAACCGAUAAGCCUUUCGCAUGCACGAUUUGCCAGAAGACUUUUGCACGCAAGGAGCACUUGGACAACCACUUUCGUUCGCAUACCGGCGAAACACCGUUCAGGUGCCAGUAUUGCGCUAAGACAUUCACACGCAAGGAGCACAUGGUAAAUCAUGUGCGGAAACACACGGGUGAGACGCCACAUCGUUGCGAUAUUUGUAAGAAGUCCUUCACGCGCAAGGAACAUUAUGUCAACCACUACAUGUGGCACACUGGUCAAACACCACAUCAGUGCGAUGUUUGCGGCAAAAAGUAUACACGCAAGGAACACCUUGCCAAUCAUAUGCGUUCACACACUAAUGACACACCAUUCAGAUGCGAAAUUUGCGGCAAGAGCUUCAGUCGCAAGGAGCACUUCACCAAUCACAUUCUCUGGCACACAGGCGAAACUCCCCAUCGUUGCGAUUUUUGUUCGAAGACAUUUACGCGCAAGGAACAUUUGUUAAAUCAUGUACGCCAACAUACGGGUGAAUCGCCUCAUCGCUGCACUUAUUGCUUAAAAACGUUUACACGUAAGGAACACCUAGUGAACCACAUACGUCAGCACACCGGUGAAACGCCUUUCAAAUGCACCUACUGCACGAAGGCAUUCACCCGCAAAGAUCACAUGGUAAAUCAUAUUAGGCAACAUACCGGCGAGUCGCCGCACAAGUGCACAUACUGCACAAAGACAUUCACACGCAAGGAGCACCUUGUGAAUCAUGUGCGUCAGCAUACUGGGGAAUCUCCACAUCGUUGCAGCUACUGUAAGAAGACCUUCACACGCAAGGAGCAUUUGACAAACCAUGUGCGCCUUCAUACCGGUGAUUCGCCGCACAAAUGCGAAUACUGUCAGAAGACAUUCACGCGUAAGGAGCAUCUAAACAAUCAUAUGCGUCAGCACUCCAGUGACAAUCCGCAUUGUUGCAAUGUCUGCAACAAGCCAUUCACACGAAAAGAGCAUCUCAUAAAUCACAUGUCCCGUUGCCACACUGGUGAUCGGCCCUUUGCUUGUGAAACUUGUGGUAAAUCGUUUCCACUCAAAGGAAAUCUGCUGUUCCAUCAACGCAGUCACACAAAAGGUCAGGAAUGCGAACGUCCGUUUUCGUGUGAAAAAUGUCCCAAGAACUUUAUAUGCAAGGGUCAUCUUGUGUCGCAUAUGCGUUCACACUCAGGUGAAAAGCCACACGCCUGUACUUUAUGUAGCAAGGCUUUCGUUGAACGUGGCAAUUUGAAGCGUCACAUGAAGAUGAACCAUCCCGAUGCGGUGAUGCCACCACCGCCACAGCCUCAUCCACAAAUCCCAGCCGGUAUAUUGACAGCGGUCAAAGAGGAAAUCAAACCAAUAUUCCUUCCCCAUCAAACCCCAACGAUGCACACUAUUCAACAAAUUACAUCGGGUGCUGCAGCAGCUAAUGCCGUACAGUUGGCGCCCAGUCUUGUACCGUUGGUUACCUCGACGAUAACAUCGCACAACAGCCAGAAACCUCAGCAACAACAGCAGCAACAGCAGGCACAUCAGCAACAUCAACAACAAGUGCAACAACAACAGCAGCAUCAACAACAACAACAACAACAACAACAGCAGCAACAGCAACAACUGCAACAACAACAAUUGCUACAAUUGUCCAUACAACAUCAGCAGCAACAACAGGAACAACAUCGCCAACAUCAGCAACAACAACAGCAAGGACACCACCAACAAUCGCAGGCGCAGGCGCAGGCACAACAGCAAGCACAUGCGCCGCAACCGCAGCCCCAACAACCGCCUUCGGUACCUAUCGCGCUAAUACAAACCGAUCCAAGCGUAUUGGCAAGGGCAGCCAUGCAAUUGCAGCACCUGCCAGCCAAUGUCGAGCAACAUCCGGUGGUUUACUAACAGCAGCAUGAUUUCGCACAUUGGUGAGGCGCGUUGACGGCAGCGUUCAACAAUAACAACAGCGCUGAUGAAAUCGGCGAUGGCGGUGGAACGGUGCUGAGAUAAAUGCGCGCAAGGCUGCAGCUGCUACAGCGAUUCCGACGGCGACUGGUGCUUUGGUGACGCAGACGAGACUAGAAGUUUGCGAAAUUGUGGGAAGUUGAAUUUGACGUCAAAGCUGCAGAAACUUUGGACCAGUUUCAAAAAUAAAGAGAGAAAAAUACGUUUGGAUAUAUGCAUGUACUUUUAGGUUGAUAUAUUUAAAUAACUAUUUUAUCACUGCUGCACUAUUGCACGUGAAAAUUAGUUAAUGCAACAAUAUGUAACUAACAAAAAAACUUUAAACGGCGUUAUUGGAGUAUAAUUUUAAUCAACAAAACGAUGUUUGAAAAUGAUGCAAACUUUCUAAAAUUGUAUGACACUUUAAAUUCGUCACGCUGUUUGCGGCUUAGCGUAAGUCUGGCAUGGUGCGAACAUAACUUUUACUUUUUUGCUGUUUUACUCUUUCACUUGUAUGUAGUUAUAUGCGAAAAGCCAAAGUCUAUGGAAACUCUAUUUUGAAGCUUUACAUUUUCAGCUUUACUCUUUUUUUCAAUUAGAUACUUUGUAUUCAAAGUUUCGAGUGGUAGUACUGUGCAAUAAAAGAGUUUUUCAAACCUCUACUUCUAAAGUAGUGGCUCUUUAUUUUAUGUAACCAGUGUAUUUCCAUGUACGCAUACAUCCUCUAGAGUUAUGCUAAGAAGCCAACAGCGAUCGAGAGUAAAAACGAUUGGUAGGUGGCAAAUUUGUUUGAAAAUCGGCACUGAAGUUGAAGAGCCAAAAAAAGAAAUUUAGAAAAUCGUAAAUUACAAGCUUUAAAACUUUAUUUUUGUUAUUGUAAUGGAUUAAUAAUUAUUUUGUUAUCGAAAAUUGUAGGCUAAAGUUGAACACUGAAGGCCAUAGACCGCUUUCUGAACAUUCAUUAGCAAUAAUCUUAAAGUGCUCAGAUUAUAUCUAUUUCGUGCCAUUUCUUUACAUAUGCAUAUAUGUAUGUAUGUAGGAAUUAACAUUUAUUAAGAAGUAUUUCAAAAAUAUUUUAAAAUUGUUUUCUGCCACCUACAAAAAAUUUGUCCGUUAUCAUUUCGUGGAAUUCAAUCGCUUUUGCCCUUAAGUUAUUCGGCCCUAUGCUGAAUAUCGUCAUCGUCAGUAAAAGUGAUGAUAAGGCAAUCGUCAGCCGUAUUACCGAUGCGCUGACGAUCGUCGACAAUGACGAUAUUCAGCAUAGGGCCGAUUAUUUUUUAUUCGACUCUGUUAGUUUUUCCUUACUUUUUGCAGCUAAGGUGGUUGGAACACUUGUAAGACAGUCAUUCUUAAUCUACAUAUUACAUAUAUGUGUUAAACGUAGUUAACCUUAAAGAGGUACGCUGUAUUAUUCGCAUUUUAGAAAUAACUAAAAUUAAGUGGCUCCGAAGAGAAAAUAAUAGCAAAGAAAAAAAUCUAAUGAAAUGUGUAUUUCAUUUUAAUUGAAGUUUAAUCGAGAAGGAAAAGGCAUAUAUGAGUAAAUUAUUUACAUGAGUAGAAGUAUGGCUUUAAGCGUAGAAUAUGCAAAAAAAAACUAAUAUUAAGCGACUAAAUUCGGUAUUAUUUUUGAUGAAAUGUGAAGGAUAAAUAACCAAAUUGACUAAAUGUUAAAUAACAAGAAAAUAAAAAAGUAAGAAAACAAGACCAACACGAGAAAUUGGGAAAAUUCCAAAUUUAAACUUAAACAGACACUGAAACAUAUGUAUGUUGAAAAUAAGUAAGCAGCAAUACCAAGCAAAUAUUCAAUGAAAAGUCUAAAAAGUAAAAGCCUAUGCAAAAGUUUUAAAACGACAACUUAGUGAACAUGAAGAAUUAAGAAAAUCAUUCAAUUAGUUUAUACAAAACAUAUGUGCAUAUAUAUUAUUACUGGCGGCAUUACUAAUAAAAUGAAUGCACUAAGGCACAAGCAUACACAAAUACACCAUAUGCAGUAGCAUAUAAAUAUAACGAAAUAUAGCAUACAUACAAAAAUGUAUAAAAAAUUUUAAAAGUGACAGAUGUGAGAAGAUAUGUGAAAUUGAAUGUGGUACAUGUAUGUAUAUUAGCGACUAAAAUUGUAUUGUUUACAAUAUAUUUUUUUUUGCGAAAAAUAGUUAUUGGAAAUUUUAUUUCAAAAGGUCAUUUCUUCUCGGUUAGGGUUAUUUCACGUAAGGUAAUGAUUUCUUUAACACUCUACCCCGAUAAAAUAUUGGUAUUUCAUUAUUGUUCACAAUCAUCUAAUAACUUUUGCAUAACAAAUUUGUAUACUAACAAGAUUUUUUAAACACAUUGACACACCAUUUACAUACAUGCCUAACUACUACGACAUCUUCAUAUACAUCCACAAUUAUUUAUCAACUACAUAUAUAUAUAUACAGCGCAACAUACAGAUAUACUAUAAUCAACCGUAAAAGUAGUAUACAUAUAAAGAGCCUCACUAACCAGAGACGUGAACCGGUUUUGAACCGGAAAACCGCUUUUUUUCUAUUAAUUAACUGAACCGAACCGAAAUUUUCCACAAAUGUUUAAUCCGAACAGAAAACUGAACCACUUUUCAUAAAGGUUUAAAGGUUCGUUUCCACCAAUUUUCAAUAGAUAAAUUUAAUUGCUUUUUUUCUUUUCGUUAAAUAUUGUAAUGCAUACCAUGUUUGUUUACCAUGUGGCAAUAUCAAAUAUAAAGGCAACCCUUCUCAUUUAACAGACAUUUGAAAUUUAACCUUGUACGUGUUGCACUUGACACUUUACACUUAAACUUGCGCGUUAUUUUUUCAUUUCCGAACCGUUGAAAAGAACCAAAACCCCGGUUCAAAGACCAAAAAACGCUUCUCGAGCCAAUCCAAAAGUGCAAAACCGGUUCGAACCGCUGAACCGAACCGAUCAAAUUUUUCAUCCGGUUCAUGUCCCUGUGUAUAACACUAAUUAUUAAUAUUAACUGUUUACGCUUUAAUUUAAAAUUAAUCAAUACGCAUAAAUUAAUGGUACCAUUACGGUUAGUUAUUAAUAAGGGUGGUUACGGUUGAAGAUACGUUGGGGAGAAAAAAGCGUAGCAAAAACAAAACACCAACAACAUUUUUGUGUAGAACUGCAAGCAAAUUCUUACAUAUACUACAUACAUACAUACUCGUAUAUACUAAUAAACGCAGGUAAAACAUAAAAUGAGAAAAAUGUAGUUUUAGUUCAUAA